CGCGGCCCGUCCGUCCGUAACGUUGUUUUUGCGCCGUGCGCUCCGACCAAAAUCCAUCACAUCAUAAAUUAAAAGUACAUUUAUUUAUUAUAUUUUAAUAAAAAUAUAAAUUAAAUUAAAUUUUGACAUUUAUUGUGUACCGUCAGUUGUUUUAGUGGUUUUUGUUCACGAAUCCGGUAAUAUAGUAACAUAACUUAACAACAACAAUAAUAAUAGUGUAGUAUUAAUAUAUGUAAUUGUAAAAUAGUAUAACAAUUAAUAUCUGACGUAUAAAUAUUAUAUAUAUUUUUUAAUAGUUUUUUUGAAAAUUAGUUUUUUGUCAUCUAAUUAAGUGACGUUGUUUGCAUUUUGUGAUAAUCGCUUUUUAGAGCGGCUCAGUAUAACUUCGUCGCCAUCGUCGGAAUAAAAACAUAUAUUUUUUCUAAAAAAUAAAAGUAACGCCGAUUAAUAAUUUUUGUUUCGUGCUGCCGUCGUCUUCGAUUGUGUGUAUGUAAAGGUACUACCUUGGUGUAUAAAUAUUACACGGCCAACAUUUGAACCCGGUGCACUCCGUAGUUAUGACUCCGAACGACAUGGACCAGAGUCAACAGCAGGCCAACCAGGGUAACACUCAAGAUUACAACGGUUACGCGUUCGGUCAACCGAGUUCUCAAUUCCAACCGAGACAACCGGCCGUUCAGAGUGCCAAUAAGAUCGUAAUCAGCAACGUGCCAAGCAGCGUUCGAUUCGAACAGUUGGAUCAGAUACUGUUGCAGUUCGGUCAAGUCAAAGACAUCGAAAAGCUCAGCCAACGCGAUGGACCAACACAGGUCAUACAGAUCACAUUCGAAUCCACCGAACAAGCACACAAUGCAUUAGCUAAUUUGCCAGGUUUAGAGCUUGAGGGUUGCCAGGUUAAAGUUGAACCAGCCAUGGAAAGGAGAAAUCGUAGUGCGAUAAGACAAAGGACCUAUGGCGCCCCUGGCGCUACUCCUACUAUUGGGAAUAGGCAAACAGAGUUUCCUUUACGCAUACUAGUGCACAGCGAUAUGGUUGGUGCUAUUAUUGGCCGUGGUGGUUCUACAAUUCGACAAAUAACACAACAGACAAGAGCCAGAGUGGAUGUUCAUAGAAAAGAUAAUGUUGGAUCCUUGGAAAAAGCUAUAACCAUCUAUGGUAAUCCAGAAAAUUGCACUAACGCAUGUCGCAAAAUUUUGGAAGUUAUGCAACAAGAAGCGACUAACACUAAUAAAAGUGAUGUGAUACUGAAAAUCUUGGCUCAUAAUAAUCUGAUUGGUAGAAUAAUCGGAAAGGAGGGUAAUACGAUCAAGAGAAUUAUGUCUGAAACUGAAACAAAAAUUACUGUAUCUAGCAUAAAUGACAUCAACAGCUUCAACUACGAAAGGAUAAUUACUGUCAAAGGCUCAAUAGAGAAUAUGUCUAAAGCAGAGGCUCAAAUUAGCGCUAAGCUCAGACAAAGUUUUGAAAAUGAUCUACAAUCUAUGGCUCCUCAAACUGUUAUGUUCCCUGGACUUCAUCCAAUGGCAAUGAUGUCAGCAACAGGUAUAACUUAUCCAGGCCGCGGUGGUCCAACUAGUUAUCAACAAUUUGCACCAGCACCAUAUCCUCCCAUGUAUCCAUCUACCAUUCCACCAAUUAAUCCAGCUUUGGCUGCAGAUGUUCAGGAAACAGCAUUUUUGUUUAUACCAAACAGUGCCGUUGGUGCUAUAAUUGGUACUAAGGGUUCCAAUAUCCGUAGUAUGAUUAGAUUUAGUGGUGCAUCAGUCAAAGUUGCAUCAACAGAAAAUGAAAAACAAGGAGCAACGGGUAGCAGCACAGGUGACGCAAACAGCGCACAACAAGCUAGCCGAAAAGUGACAAUUGUUGGUACAGCUGAUUCUCAGUGGAAGGCUCAAGGUAUGAUAUUUGACAAGUUGCGGGAUGAAGGUUUUGUACCAAAUAAUGAAGAAGUUAGAUUGACAGUAGAAAUAUUGGUGCCUAGUAGCCAAGUUGGUCGCAUAAUAGGCCGUGGAGGAUCAAAUGUUAGAGAAUUGCAAAGAGUUACUGGAUCUAUAAUUAAACUGCCAACACAAGGAUCAACUGAUGGCACAGAAGAUACUACCACUGUACACAUUAUUGGUCACUUUUUGGCUACGCAAUCGGCUCAAAGAAGAAUUCGUUCAAUGGUUGCAUCUGGAGCAAAUCCGGUGCCACGUCCACAACAACGCAACAGCAGACCCACAGAAACACCACAACAGUGAGUCGAUGACAGUUACCAUUAGUUCCUGGCAAAUAUAUCUCCUCCACCGGCGUUAAAUAUUUCUACAUAACAAAUAAUGAUAUUCAUACUAUACAUUAUUGUUGUCGGUUUAUUUGCUACAGGAAUUAAUGGCUGUCUUUCCUCACAACAAAUUAAGAGCUACUGUUGACCUUAUAGGUCAAAAGGAGGGGAUGUGACUGAUUGCGUGACCAAGAGUACAAACGAUUGUUAGGGUAUAGAUAGAGACGAUUUUUGCCUCUAUCUACCUUUCACAAUCGGCUCUUUUUAUACAUGAUUAAAGUUAGGGAUUUUUUUUUUUUAAUUAAAAAGAGGGAGACAAAAUUUUGAAAAAAAAAUACCUUUUUUUCCUUAAAUUUAUUUUUGAUAAAUUGUUAAAAGUUAUUUAAUUUUUAAUUUAUUAAUUUUUUUUUUGUUAAUUUUUUUUUAUAUUUAAAAAGUAUAUAUUAUAUAUAUAUUUAUAUAUUUAUAAAAAUUUUAUAAAAAAAAAAAAUAACUAUGGUAGGAUGUAGCUCUCCCUUCCCAGGAGGGUUACAUAGAAAAUGGAGAUACAAAAUUUCAAACUAAGUUACAACACCCCUCAAAAUUAAAAACAAAAUAAAACAUUUUUUGCUAUUUCUAAAUAACAUCUUCUCUCCCAUAAAAAUAAAUUAAACGCAAUCUAUUAUUACCUUUUUUUUUUUUUUGCUCUUUUACUAGGUUGAAACAUUGACCUGGCUACAAAUUUAGCGAUAAUCCAUCCAUCCCCCACUUACAUAAAUUAAACAAUGCCACAGUAGCAUUUCUAAAUGGACUAGUAGGAGGUCUAGUCCAUAAAAUAAUUGUUAUACUAUAUUUAAUUAUAAAUAAUAAUAUUAAAAAUAUAUAUUGUUGACAUGUAACAAUUUUGUCUCCAGCAUCUUGUUCUAGACUUACAUACUGAAUAAUCAACACAUACUCAAUUUAUUAUGGGCAUUAUAUAAUUAUGAAAUUAUAAUUCAAAAUAACUGUCUGUGACUUAAAACAUUGUGAUUCACAUCAAUAGAAUAUUUUUUUGUAAUUUAUACACUACACAAUAGUUUAUAUACAGUUUUAUUGUUAUAUUUAAAUUUAAUAAUAUAUUUUUAGAACAAGAACGCUCUGACCAAGCAACCCCAAGCUUUACGAAGCGCUUAACCAAAGAUUCAUUAUACAUAGUUCGGUUACUGGGGGAAAUAUAAACAAUUAUUGACUAAAAUUUAUUCGGUUUUAAAAAUGUCGUGAAACACUAAUUAUUAUUAUUAAAGCAACUUCAUGGGCAUUUAAAUAAGUAAUAUAAAAAAAAAAAUUUACAAAAUAAUUGAAAGUUAAUCGAUUAUUAAACAUUAUUAUUACUAUUAUAGGAUAGAUAUCUGUAGAUUCGUGGGCACAUUUCCUCCCGUAUCUAUUUUUUUUCGUUUUAAAUUUAUAAUAAUUAUACAUUCAUUUUGUAUUUGUAAUAGUAGUUAAAUCCGUACAGGCGGCCGUUUAUAUCUUGAACCAUUACCGAUGUUGUCAUAUUAUAUAUCAACAAAUGUAUAUUAGUUAUAGUAGAAAUUAAAACGGCUGAUUGAUAUGAUAACACAUUUUAUAUUAAUUGUACAAAAAUGUAAAUGGGGUUUUUAUUUAUUACUGCUGGAUAUCCACCAAUCCCUAUUUACAAUAAUUAUACAUGUUUUACAACUUAAAGAAAAAAUAAAAAAAAAAAUGGACUAUUCAAUAUUUAUGUGUAUUUUAGAACUAUAAUAUAAACCAUUUAUUAUUUAAUUUUUUUUUUGGCAAUUUAAAAUUGUGAAAAUAACGUCAUAUUUAUUUUACAUUUAACUAAAAAUUGAUAUUACAAGAUAAUGAAAAUAACUUUAUUGUGCUUGUCUUUAGUUUUUAUUCUUAUUAUUUAUUAUUAUUAUUAUAUCUUUGAGUGCUUCAUUUUUAUAGUUAAUCUCAUUUUUGGGCUUUAUUUUUUCUUGGACAAAAUAAUCACUUUAUAAUUAUGACAUGAACGCAUAUACAAUUUUUUUUUAUUAUGUCUAAUAUUUAUUUUUAAAGCUUGUUGUAAUAGUUAUUUUAUUAGAAUUAUAUAAAAAAAAACUAAUACAAGCUCAUGAUAAGAAUACCUAAUUUUAUUUUUUAAUAAUUUAUCCAUAUACUUGUGUCGAUUUUAAUUUAAAGAAAAAUACUUUUUACACAAAUAUAAUUAUUGUUUCUCUUUAAAACAACUAUGGCAUAUAAUUUAAACUACACACGUUGACUUAUGUGGAAUCGGUUGUUGCAUAAAGUUCUGUUUGAAUAAUUAUCGGCUCUAACAAAUUUUGAGGCGUUCAAGUCAUUAGAUAAAAAAAAAAAAACAAGGAAAAAAAUAUAAUAUGUUUAUGUAUGUAUUUAGAUCACCCAUAAGCCGUAAAUAAAAUAACACAAAAAUUAGCAUUAUAAUAUUAAUAGAAUAAUUGUACGCUUUAUAUUUUUUUCUUAAAAAAAAAUUAAAUUUUUAUUUCAAAACUUAUCAUAGAAUAGUUUGGUGAAAGGGUUAGUAAAAAAAAUUAAAUAAACGAAUAAUAAUAAUUAAAAUAUAAAUAAUGAUUUAUAAACUAUAUUUCCAUAACACCACUGGUAGGUAAGCCGACUGUAAAAAAAAUUUAAAUAAAAAUAAGAAAUAUAUAUAAUAUUUAAAAAAAAAAGUAAAAAUAAAGUAAGACCGAGAAAGAGCUAAGUAAAACGCAGGGAAAAAAACCACGACAGCCUCACCCGGACACAACAGGAGUAUAUAUUAUUUUGAUAUUUUUUAUUAUUGGGGGGGGGGAUGUUAGGCGAUAAGAUAUGCAGUUUUUUUUCUACAAUCUGUCCAUCAGCCGUUGAGUGCAUUUUUUCCAAUGAAUCCAAUGUAUCGUUUGUAAUAGAAUUAUAAUAUCUGUGUAUGCAUGCAGUCAGGACUAAGAUAAUUAUUUACGUACGUUGCAUUUUGUAUGAAUUAUUAUUAUUAUAUAUAUAUGUGUCGGAGAUAUUAUUAUGUAUUCGGUUAUCUUGUUCUUGUUUAAUUUUGACGACGUUUCGCGCGCUGUUAUUUGUUUUGUAUACAAACGUGCAUUUUAUUAAUAUGUGUAUAAGUGUCCAGUGUUUGUGAACGCUGUGUUACAGUCUCCUUUUUCUACCAUGGGAAAAAAAUUAAAUUAUUCUAGUUAUAAAAAAUUUUAAAAAAUAAAAUAAUAAUCGUAUAUAUGUAUGUAUGUAUAUGUAUAAUAUAUAUAUUAUAUAUA
Messenger RNA from Rhopalosiphum maidis (corn leaf aphid), 5505 nucleotides. It is a transcript of the gene Imp, whose product is annotated as insulin-like growth factor 2 mRNA-binding protein 2. The coding region runs from base 558 to 2240 and encodes 560 amino acids. NCBI's taxonomy places the organism in Eukaryota, Metazoa, Arthropoda, Insecta, Hemiptera, Aphididae. The transcript has 11 exons. Gene Ontology annotation, biological process: regulation of gene expression; nervous system development. Gene Ontology annotation, cellular component: cytoplasm; nucleus; cytosol. The record is from RefSeq and is a predicted model, not a curated record. Gene Ontology annotation, molecular function: mRNA 3'-UTR binding.